AUGCCAUCUGUCCUCCUCUUUGGCGCAACCGGUCUCAUUGGAGCCCGACUGGCGGCCGACAUCAAGAAGGCUCAUCCAGCCUGGCCCUUGACUGCCUUCUACCGCAAUACGGCCGUGGAUGACUAUUUCACGACCACGGCGAAAGCCGAUCGCAUCGUCCAUGGGUCAUUCUCCGACACAGACCUCGUCCGAUCGCUGAGCAAAGAGCAUGAUAUCGUCAUCAAUGCUGCGACCUCUUUCGACGGAUCCUUUGUCGACCUGGUCAUCUCGGGCAUGGAAGAGCGACCGGAAACCAACAAAGGCACCCUGAUUCACAUCAGCGGAACCGGCAACUUCAUCGAUCUCGGAACGACAGGCAACUUCAACCCCGAGAGCAAAGUCUGGAACGACGACGAUGUCCAAGACAUCAAACUCAUCAACAAGAACAUGUUCAACGGCCCAACCGACGUUCCUAUAUUGGAGGCCGGCCAGCGAGGCAAGAUUGUGACGUACAUUGUCUGUCUGGCAGUGACGUACGGACAGAACGUCCUCGGGCCAAAAGCGAAUUUGGGAAUCGCCUAUUCGAUCUUCACGGGUCUCGCGAAAGGUCUUGGAUUCGUUCCAUACAUCGGCGAAGGAACCGGCCUGGUCAGCACGGUUCAUGUCGAGGAUGCGAUUCCUUUCCUCACAAAGAUAGUCGGUGUUGCCGGUACCGAGAAGCCGCAGGGCAGCGCGUACGAGAGAUACUAUAUCCUGCACGGAGAGAGGCUGGCGUGGAGGGACUUUGCGGCUGCGCUGGCCCCAGUUUUGUAUGCCAAAGGGCAAAUUUCAUCGCCAGAACCGAAACGGGUUACCGUUGACGAGGCGGGCGAAGGAGAGGAGAAGCAUCUGCUCGCCGCCAACAUGCUUGUCAAGGGUGAUCGUGCAGCAAGAAUGGGCUUCAAGCCAACUCACGAGUCCAUGCUGACCGCCAUGAAGAAAGACCUGAGUGCACAUGAUUUCUAG
Molecule: messenger RNA, 984 nt
Organism: Exophiala spinifera
Lineage: Eukaryota; Fungi; Ascomycota; Eurotiomycetes; Chaetothyriales; Herpotrichiellaceae
Exons: 4
Coding region: 1-984 (327 amino acids)
Source: RefSeq, a predicted model, not a curated record